AUGUCAAGAUUUUUGAGGCAAGAUAUCCAACGCAGGCUCCUCAGGCUCCUCACUCUGAAACCAUUCCGUCUACUCCCACCGCAUGGACCACAAGCAGCCAACGACGAACCUCAGUGCAAGCCCUCACUUAACCACUACAACAAUCGACCCGUUCUCAUCCUCGCCUUGAUCAUCUUUAUCAUGGGUCCUCGCCAUUUUGUCCGAUGCCUCCCCGACCUGCUCCUAUACCCUCCCAUCCGCCUGACAGCACCGCUGGCGCCCUCCGCCUUCAACCUUCAAUGCUCGACGCUCGAUCCUCAGUCCCGCCUGCUACGACGGAGAUCAUUAGAACGUACAAGCAUGCUUACAUGUCAACGGCCACCACAAUCUCCAACAAACAUAGAAGGAAUGCUCUCGCCGCCCUCCGCGAUAGGAGGAGUCAGAGUUACACUGGAGAUCCUGGAAGGUUUCGAUAUCGAUGAGCCCCCUCGGAUUCCGUGCCAAAACCGGUUUCUAAAGUGUGAGGCCAUCAUCUGCCUGGCAGACGACACAAGAAGCCGGAAGAAAAUCGUCGACGGAACGUUUGCCAAAGUUGUAGGGGCCUGA
Aspergillus nidulans FGSC A4 is the source of this 585-nucleotide messenger RNA. RefSeq lists its product as uncharacterized. Lineage: Eukaryota; Fungi; Ascomycota; Eurotiomycetes; Eurotiales; Aspergillaceae. The record is from RefSeq and is a predicted model, not a curated record. The transcript is spliced from 4 exons. Bases 1 to 585 code for a protein of 194 amino acids.